This is a messenger RNA of Heteronotia binoei (common prickly gecko), 1411 nucleotides long. It is a transcript of the gene NMNAT2, whose product is annotated as nicotinamide nucleotide adenylyltransferase 2. The record is from RefSeq and is a predicted model, not a curated record. Gene Ontology annotation, cellular component: Golgi apparatus. Lineage: Eukaryota; Metazoa; Chordata; Lepidosauria; Squamata; Gekkonidae. The coding region runs from base 75 to 998 and encodes 307 amino acids. Gene Ontology annotation, molecular function: nicotinamide-nucleotide adenylyltransferase activity; nicotinate-nucleotide adenylyltransferase activity. The transcript has 11 exons. Gene Ontology annotation, biological process: NAD+ biosynthetic process.
GACACAUUGAGACACAAAAAAAGAAGCGACGGGGAGAGCGAAGGAAAGAGGGAGCCAAGCCCUGCAAAAACACCAUGACCGAAACCACCAAGACCCACGUUAUCCUGCUGGCCUGCGGCAGCUUCAACCCCAUCACCAAGGGCCACAUCCAGAUGUUCGAAAGAGCCCGGGAUUAUCUGCACAAGACAGGAAGGUUCAUCGUCAUUGGUGGAAUUGUCUCGCCUGUACAUGACUCCUAUGGGAAGCAGGGCCUGGUCUCUAGCCGACACCGUCUGACAAUGUGCCAGUUGGCUGUCCAGUCCUCGGAUUGGAUCAGAGUGGACCCAUGGGAAUGUUACCAGGAUACCUGGCAGACUACUUGCAGUGUACUUGAACACCACCGGGACCUGAUGAAACGAGUGACUGGCUGCAUCCUCUCCAAUGUCAACACACCAUCCUUGACCCCAGUGAUUGGGCAGCCCCAGAACGAGUCCCCACAGCCUAUCUAUCAGAACAGCAACCUUUCCAACAAGCCCACUGCAGCAAAGUUUUUGGGGAAGGUGGGAGAGAGCCUCAGCAGGAUUUGCUGUGUUCGUCCGCCAAUGGAACGUUUCACCUUUGUGGAUGAAAAUGCAAAUUUGGGGACAGUUAUGAGAUAUGAAGAGAUUGAGCUCCGAAUCUUGCUGCUUUGUGGCAGUGACUUGCUGGAAUCCUUCUGCAUCCCAGGCCUAUGGAAUGAAGCAGACAUGGAGGUGAUAGUUGGAGACUUUGGCAUUGUUGUCGUGCCACGAGAUGGUGCUGAUACAGACCGGAUCAUGAACCACUCCUCAGUACUCCGCAAGUACAAAAACAAUAUCCUGGUUGUGAAGGACGAUGUGAAUCAUCCCAUGUCUAUUGUCAGUUCAACUAAAAGCAGGCUGGCUCUCCAGCACGGUGAUGGACACGUUGUGGAUUAUCUGUCACAGCCGGUCAUUGACUACAUCCUCAAGAGCCAGCUGUACCUGAAUGCCUCUGGUUAGCCCCCUGCCCUCUGCCUUGGCAGUGCACUGAGGCAGACCUAUCGCUCUACUUUCCUGCAGUCGUCCAUCACAUUUUUUUCUCGUUUUCUUCCUUGCUGCCUCUUGUGUGCAUCUGUCUUUUUUUCCGCUCUGACUCUGAUGUCCUGUUUCUCUACCCCCCCCACCCCCACCCCAUGCAGGGAAGUGUAGCAUACGACAACCAAACCAGUCCGUAAUCCCCAUUUCCCUGUCCUUGGGCGGGAAAACAAAAGCAGGUACCAUGUGCCUAAAGGGGGGCAGCUUUGAGGCGUACCUUCCCAGCAUGCAUUUGGGAAGUAACACUGUCCACCUGCCCAGCAUGCCUUGGGAGCCAGGAAGGUUAUUUUUUUUUUCUGUCUCAUAACCUGUCAACAAAAUAAAUCUCAAUGGGUCUU